CCGAGAAGGCCGGGCGGGCGGAGGCUUGGAAGAGCCGCGGCUGCGAGACCCGGGCGCUAGAGCUGGGCCUAGGUCCGCGCCCUGGCAGCUGAGUCUGCGUGUGUGUCGUGGAGGAGCAGGGCCCACGGGGAGCGAUGCCACCACCGGCGGACAUUGUCAAAGUGGCCAUUGAGUGGCCGGGGGCUAAUGCCCAGCUCCUGGAGAUUGACCAGAAACGUCCCCUGGCAUCCAUCAUCAAGGAGGUCUGUGACGGGUGGUCGUUGCCAAACCCGGAGUAUUACACCCUCCGGUACGCGGAUGGUCCCCAGCUCUACAUCACCGAGCAGACUCGCAGUGACAUUAAGAACGGGACCAUCUUACAGCUGGCCGUCUCCCCGUCCCGGGCUGCCCGCCAGCUGAUGGAGAGGACCCAGUCAUCCAGCAUGGAGACCCGGCUGGACGCCAUGAAGGAGCUGGCCAAGCUCUCUGCCGACGUGACGUUUGCUACCGAGUUCAUCAACAUGGAUGGCAUCGUUGUGCUGACAAGGCUCGUGGAAAGUGGAACCAAGCUCUUGUCCCACUACAGUGAGAUGCUGGCAUUCACCCUGACUGCCUUCUUAGAGCUCAUGGACCAUGGCAUUGUCUCCUGGGACAUGGUUUCAAUCACCUUCAUUAAGCAGAUUGCGGGGUACGUGAGCCAGCCCAUGGUGGACGUGUCCAUUCUUCAGAGGUCCCUGGCCAUCCUGGAGAGCAUGGUCUUGAACAGCCAGAGUCUGUACCAGAAGAUCGCUGAGGAAGUCACCGUGGGGCAGCUCAUCGCCCACCUGCAGGUCUCCAACCAGGAGAUCCAGACCUACGCCAUUGCCCUGAUUAACGCCCUCUUCCUGAAGGCUCCCGAGGACAAGCGACAGGACAUGGCCAACGCCUUCGCACAGAAGCACCUUCGGUCCAUAAUCCUGAAUCAUGUGAUCCGCGGGAACCGCCCAAUCAAAACAGAGAUGGCCCAUCAGCUCUAUGUCCUUCAAGUCCUGACCUUUAACCUCCUGGAAGAAAGGAUGAUGACCAAGAUGGACCCCAAUGACCAGGCUCAAAGAGACAUUAUAUUUGAACUGAGGAGGAUCGCAUUUGAUGCGGACUCUGAUCCUAGCAACGUCCCUGGGAGUGGGACUGAAAAACGCAAAGCCAUGUACACCAAGGACUACAAAAUGCUCGGAUUUACUAACCACAUCAACCCAGCCCUAGACUUCACCCAGACUCCUCCGGGGAUGCUGGCCUUGGACAACAUGCUGUACUUGGCAAAAGUCCACCAGGAUACCUACAUCCGGAUUGUCUUGGAGAACAGCAGCCGAGAAGACAAACACGAGUGCCCCUUUGGCCGCAGUGCCAUCGAGCUCACGAAAAUGCUCUGUGAGAUCCUCCAGGUUGGGGAGCUCCCAAAUGAAGGGCGCAACGACUACCACCCCAUGUUCUUCACCCACGACCGAGCGUUUGAAGAGCUCUUCGGCAUCUGCAUCCAGCUACUGAACAAGACCUGGAAGGAGAUGAGGGCGACAGCGGAGGACUUCAACAAGGUCAUGCAGGUGGUCCGAGAGCAAAUCACCCGAGCUUUGCCGUCCAAGCCCAACUCCCUGGAUCAGUUCAAGAGCAAACUGCGCAGCCUGAGCUACUCAGAGAUCCUGCGACUGCGCCAGUCGGAGAGGAUGAGUCAGGAUGACUUCCAGUCCCCGCCCAUCGUGGAGCUGAGGGAGAAGAUCCAGCCCGAGAUCCUGGAGCUGAUCAAGCAGCAGCGCCUGAACCGCCUCUGUGAGGGCAGCAGCUUCCGCAAGAUUGGGAAUCGCCGGAGACAAGAGCGCUUCUGGUACUGCCGCCUGGCCCUGAACCACAAGGUCCUGCACUAUGGCGACUUGGACGACAACCCUCAGGGGGAGGUGACGUUCGAAUCCCUGCAGGAGAAAAUUCCUGUUGCAGACAUUAAGGCCAUCGUCACUGGGAAAGACUGUCCCCACAUGAAAGAGAAAAGUGCUCUGAAACAGAACAAGGAGGUGUUGGAAUUGGCCUUCUCCAUCCUGUAUGACCCUGAUGAGACCUUGAACUUCAUCGCACCUAAUAAAUACGAGUACUGCAUCUGGAUCGACGGCCUCAGUGCCCUCCUGGGAAAGGACAUGUCCAGUGAGCUGACCAAGAGCGACCUGGACACACUGCUGAGCAUGGAGAUGAAGCUGCGGCUGCUGGACCUGGAGAAUAUUCAGAUCCCCGAGGCGCCCCCGCCCGUGCCCAAGGAGCCCAGCAGCUACGACUUCGUCUAUCACUACGGCUGAGCCCGGAGCCGGGGAGCGCAGGACCCAGGCUGGGGGCCCGGGAGCCGCACUCCCAGCCUGCCGCCUUGUCUCUCGCUUGUACAGAAUCUGUAGCGAUCGUGGUGGCCGGUAAAUGCCAGCCGCUCCUCAACCCCACGCGGGCCACCCAGCACUUCCUCGUGGCCCCUGUCCACGGAGAGUCCUGAAGGCGGGGCGUUCUGCCCUCCCCGCAGCCAUGAAGCCUGGGAAUGGGCCACGAGGAACGAGCAGCAGAUGCCCUUGCCUGCCAGCCCGAGAAACCGAGUGUGCAACUGGACUUCACGACAGCGGGUCCCCCUCCCGCCGUCAGCCUGCUGCCCGGCUGGCGGGGUCCCCUGUGAGUAGGAGCUGGCCCAGGAAGGGCUGCGUGCAGGGGACAGAUGUGCUGGGCGUGCAGAGCCUGGCAGGGCCACCCGUGGGCAACUGUGCCCGUGUCUCAGCUCCAGUACAGGCCGCGGGCCUCUGCUUUGUCUUCUCCAUGAGGGCUUGCCCCAGCUCAUCCGGUGCCAAGAUGCUGCUGCCUCCUCUGAGGGCUGGCUCAAACACCUCUGGUCUCGAGCCACCAGGUCCCUCCUGCCCAAACAGGCGGAAACGCGUCCCUACACGGUCUCCUCCGGGCCGGUCAGAGCCCCCAAGGCCGAGUCCGGCCCUCUUAGCCUGCGGGACGGCUCCAGAGAAAGCCCCUCGGAGGCCUGGCCUGGACUGUGGUAAGGCCACACCGCGUCCCCAUGUUUCUCUCUUUGCCAUCCUCAGGAGAAAUCUCCCACUGACCUGAACUGUGCCCCUCCCAACUGUGCCCCCCCCCCCCCCAGUUUGCUUUCCUCUGUGCUUCUAAUCCCCAGGAGAUUUGCCAUCCCCGCCUCCCCAUGGGUUCCGCCAUCGGCCAUGACUUCAGGGAGCUGGCUGGAGCCGGCUGAGGCCACAGCUUGCCAGCGGGGCCUCCCUGGUGCUCAGCACUCGUAACCACGCGCGUAGCCUCUCCUGUCGGUGAACACGGUGGCACUCAGCAUCGGUAGCUGGCGUGGUGGGUACUGCCCAGUGAAGACUGGACUACGUGUUCUCUCUCUAGGCCAUACUUAUACAGCCGUGUAUAUAUAUUUAUACAGUAUCAGCCUGUCCUGAUGGAAUGCUGGGGUGGGGGGGAGAAAACUGAGGAACAAAAGUGCCACUUCCAGCAGUGAGCAGUGAGCAAUCCAGCUUCCUGUCGGUAACGGUGUUUUCAAUAAAUACUCUUUC
Molecule: messenger RNA, 3551 nt
Organism: Lepus europaeus (European hare)
Lineage: Eukaryota; Metazoa; Chordata; Mammalia; Lagomorpha; Leporidae
Gene: ELMO2
Product: engulfment and cell motility 2
Exons: 21
Coding region: 135-2297 (720 amino acids)
Biological process (GO): actin filament organization; cell motility
Source: RefSeq, a predicted model, not a curated record